ACCAGGCGGUCAGUCAGCAAGUGGAUCAUUCUGACCAUUGCAAGGACAGAAGUAAAGAAGACCGAAGGAGCAGCCCCAGCAAACAGCCCAGCAUGUUGACCAAAAGCCUUUUCCUCGCCGCCAUGUUGUGCGUCUGUCAGGCACAUCUGUGUCUGAUCUCUCCCCCGCAGCGUGGAUCUAUGAUGAACCUUAACACAAAGGGUUCCAGUGACUGUAUCCUGCUCAAGUCCCCAUGUGGCGGUCGGGAAAUGAGAGAACAUGGAAUAGCUCUGACAGCUGGGGAGCGGUUCGCUGUGACGUUCCAGAAGAACUUGGAUCACUUCAACGCGAACAAACCAGGUUACUUCUCCAUCUCCAUCGGCCAUGGCAACGAGACGAUGCACGAGCUGUUCCACACCGCGGACACCAGCGCCCCGUCCCUCUCUCUCUACUCCACCAACAUCACUAUUCCGCACAUGGAAGGUCCCACGAUCCUUCAGGCCCGUUACGUCACCAACAACGACCAGGCUCCAGCCGUGUUCUACCAGUGCAGUGACGUCAGAGUGGUGCCCCGCAGACCCCCACAAGCGGUGAUCAAGCCGUGAGCUCGACUGGACAACUUGGAGUUGUCGAAGCGGCACGACGUUCGUCGUUUCUGUGUUCUGCAAAGUUUCCACUUUCAACCUGGUUCAAAGGCCUUGCAGCAAGUUGCCACAUCCACCCUUACACAUUUGUUAAUGAAUAAUAAACUUCAUUUUCCUCACUUACGGCUAA
Messenger RNA from Aplysia californica (California sea hare), 753 nucleotides. RefSeq lists its product as uncharacterized. The record is from RefSeq and is a predicted model, not a curated record. NCBI's taxonomy places the organism in Eukaryota, Metazoa, Mollusca, Gastropoda, Aplysiida, Aplysiidae.